AUGUCCGACACGAAGAAGACGACGAAGGAAGAUCUCGACCAGAAGAGGGACGUUCCGUUCUCUCGCCCUGCCACCCCCGCUCUGCGCCAGGCUCAGACCGCGGUUGUUGGUCUCGGCGAGAUGGGUAGGCGCAUUGCCACCAACCUCGCGCGCACGCUGCAGGAGCAGGGGCACCCUCCUCUUUUGGUCUGGAACCGCUCUUCCGACAAGUUCGACGAGUUCAAGGAGUAUGCGAAGGGCAAGGGGGUCAGCGAGGACGCCUACAACAUCUGUCCUAAGCUUGAUGACCUCGUAAGACGAUCGAACUUGAUCCUCACUUCGCUCGCUGGCGAGGAGGCUGCAAAGGAGGUCUACGACAGGAUGUUCUCGGUGCAGGCUGACCACCUCCCGGAGCGUCAGUCCGAGGCCGACCCCGCUCUCCGCGGCACCAUCUUCGUUGAGACGUCCACCAUUUACCCCACGGCCGCUGGUAAGAUUGAGCGGGAAUGCGCGAAGGGCGCUCUCCGCUCGUACCUUGCGGCUCCCAUCUUCGGUGUGCCCCGCCAGGCCGCCAAGGCGGACAUCACGAUGGCCAUGGCCGGCGACUAUUACGCCAAGAAGAUCGCGGCUCACGUGCUCUGCCCCUCCAUCUGCAAGAAGGUAAUGGACCUCGGCUCCAACCCUGAGCGCGCUAUGAGCUUUAAGUUGACCGGAAACGCGCUUGAGCUCGGCUUCAUCGAGCUGAUCUCGGAGUGCUUCACGCUGGCGGACCAGACCGGUGUUGGCUCCGAGAAUCUCCUCGAGCUGAUCCGCAACCAGCACAACUCGCCUGCGCUUGUCCGCUACUCGGAGCGCAUCACCCAGAAUAAGUUCGACGCCACCGGAGGCUUCACCAUUGACGGCGGCCUCGCCGACAGUCAGAACAUCCGCCACCUGGCCGACCACAACAACGUCCCCAUGCCCGUCAUUGAUGUCGCCCAUGGCCACCUCAUCACCGCCCGCGCCCAGGGUAACGGCCAGAUGGACUGGACGGCACUUGUCGGCGGAGAGCGCAUUGCUGCAGGCCUCCAGCCCUUUGCCGGCAAGACCCACCUGGAGCCGUGGACUGAGGACGAGGAGUCGUAG
Molecule: messenger RNA, 1104 nt
Organism: Trichosporon asahii var. asahii CBS 2479
Lineage: Eukaryota; Fungi; Basidiomycota; Tremellomycetes; Trichosporonales; Trichosporonaceae
Exons: 7
Coding region: 1-1104 (367 amino acids)
Molecular function (GO): NADP binding; NAD binding; oxidoreductase activity, acting on the CH-OH group of donors, NAD or NADP as acceptor
Source: RefSeq, a predicted model, not a curated record